AACCUGAUUGGGCUACCUCUGAACCAAUUGGACAGUAGUCUCAGAUCCAACUAAUUCAAGAGUUUGAAAGCUUUGGGGAAUUUUUGUGGGGUUUCCAGAACUAAACACCAGUGAGUGCAGGAAGUGGGGAUUUUAAAGCCUGCAGUUUAAUUUACUCCACAAUCCAAAGGAUGUCAGCGCAUUUCAACAAGGGCCCUGCAUAUGGGCUGUCAGCGGAGGUGAACCGUAAGAUUGCCCAGAAGUACGACCCACAAAAAGAUGAGGAUAUUCGGAGAUGGAUUGAAGAUGUCAUUGGAGUCUCUCUUCCUGAAAGCUUAAUGGAGGGGCUGAAGAAUGGAAUUGUACUGUGCAACCUAAUAAAUAAACUACAACCUGGCUCCGUGAAGAAGAUUAGUGACUCCCCACAGAACUGGCAUCAGUUGGAGAAUAUCGGAAACUUCCUCAAAGCAAUCACAAAAUAUGGUGUGAAGCUUCACGACAGUUUUGAGGCCAACGACUUGUAUGAGAAUUGCAACUUGACCCAAGUUCAGACCACACUCAUGGCCCUAGCCAGCUUGGUGAGUGCCUCUACAGUGACCACCUUAAUCAAAAUGCUCUGCAACUAUUUAAUAGAACCUCUGACCCACUCUUCUCUUGCGGCUAAGGUAAUCUCUUAUUUCACACAGGCAAAGACGAAAGGGUACCACACCAAAACGGAUAUUGGUAUCAGAUAUGCAGAGAAGCAGCAUCGCGUUUUUAAUAAUGAGACACUGAAAGCAGGAAAGAACAUCAUUGGACUUCAGAUGGGGACAAAUAAAUUUGCCAGCCAGCAGGGUAUGACAGCCUACGGUACCAGACGGCAUCUGUAUGAUUCUAAAACCGGAGUGGAGAAGCCUCUUGACCAGACAACCAUUAGCCUCCAAAUGGGAACCAACAAAGGAGCAUCACAGGCUGGAAUGACAGCACCGGGGACACGGAGACACAUUGUUGACAGCAAGAUGGGCACUGAAAAAUUCGACUCCAGUAUCGUGUCACUACAGAUGGGAACAAAUCAGGGGGCCUCACAGAAAGGAAUGACUGUGUAUGGGCUAAGCCGGCAGGUAUUUGACGCAAAGUACUGCUCCCCUUCCAACUUCCCCAACGAAGACGGCAUCCAGUUGGCCAGCGACUCAGAAUACAGCGAGUGCGAAUACCCAGACUACAAACAAAUCCAGUCCACGGAUGGCAAUCGCCCAAGGCAAAUCUAUCAGGACUUUGAGUAAGAACGCAGCGAUACUGCUUAAUGGACUGACUUGUGCAAAUGUGCAUUGCAGCCUUAUGUAUCCCUUCACUACAAUGCUCUAUGCUCAGUGAAAGCCUCCCCCCAUCUAUACCCAUGUGUUAACCCUGGCCACUGCUACACAGAACACUUCCCUGCCAAUGCACACUGCUGCAGAAACCCAUGGCCAGCACCAAUACCAAAAAUGAAUAGGCAGACACCCCAUUUUGCUAUCCACCCGAGCCAGUGACGGGCCGGCCAAUGAACAUGAAAUUAUGGGAGAAAGCAAGAAAAUGCAAUCAUUGGCAAAAGGCUAUGCAAUGAUUGGGUUAGAUCUGGUUUAAAGAGCUUAAACAUAUCAGGUGUUGUAGAACAAUCCCAAAUCUUCAAUCACAUACUCAGAAUGAGUUUGAGUGUUAUUAUCAGACUGAUAUAUUUUGUACAGGACUGGAUUUCCAAUUCCAAUAUAUACCAGAGGGUAAUUUAGCGAUUCAACAUUCAUUCCCACCCUCUCCACCUGAACCAUCGGUUAUUCUAACAUUGCCAUGUUGUAUGAUUAACAGUAUGGAUACUGGUGGAUUUAAAUAUACAAUUACAACUCUUGUAAAAGAUGGAGCCCGGUGUCACUGGGAAUGUGGGCUGUUUCAUUAAGCCAACUUUGAUAACGUUGAGUUUCCAUCAUAGUAUAAUGUUUAUGCUGCUAAACAAGCACUGAGAAAACCAUCACUAAGGGUUAAACCAUCUUAACCAACUCAGCACUAAUCCAGUAACCACAGAAAAAGCAGGAAACGAUAUAUGGACUUUAGAAGCGCCUAGAUUAGUUUCUUGAUUUAGAGAAGCUUUUUUUUUUAUUUUUUUAAAGCAAUGCAUCAACUAUCUAUAUCCAGCAUAACUAACAGUUGGAGAUCCAGAAUUUAAUCUGCUCCAAAACACUUGCCUUUUCAAUCUCGAACCCUCCCCCCCAGAUUUAGACAAACAUCAGAGUUGAACUUUGCAAGAACAGCAAAGGCUGAGAUCAGGCUUUAUUGGAACUUUAGCCGGCUUACUCUUUGUACAGAAGCACAUCCAACCAAAGGACAUGUGAUCAACCUUACACAGGUGAACAGAGGUUAAUAUUUAUAUUCAAUAAAACUGUGACAGCGUCAACUGUAACAUGGGCAACUAUUUUCUUACUUUGUUCAUUGUGAAGAUGCAAAAAUGUAGCAGACCAAGGCCUGAAAUCAGAUUCAGCCAAGGAGCACAUAUUUCAUAAAAUACUCCUAUUAGCUUAAAACAAUCUAUAACCAAGUCUCUCAGGCUGAGCUUCAGCUGUGCCCUGCCUCCCUGCACAGACCUAACACUGGGCACAAGUUUUGGUAUCAAUUCCCCAGUUUAAUGUCCACCUGGCUGCCACUGCAGAAUAAGUCAAUGGGUAAUGAAAGAGUGGUAAACAAAACUACACCAGUGUUUAACCAAUCAUAUCUGGAAACCUUCAGGUGCUAUCAAUUCUUUGUUUGAUGUUCAGGCAUGUGAUAGUUUGACAGCAGUGAUUGAACUGUUAAUCUCCUGUGACUAAUUAAAAGUCCUUUUACUGCAGUAAACUGAAUGUGAAAUGUCUGUUGUUGUUCUACACUAGAGUGCAUCAAGCGUAAUGAAUCCAAAGCAUACACUAUUUAAUAAAUCCAUAGCAUACCACAUCACUCAGUGUUGGUUAAUAAAUUCUGAGUGUACAUUUUAAAUUUGACAUUGGAGCAACCUGGUAUAAUUUAUUUUACAAAACACUUCGGGACCGCUCCACAAAAGGCUGAAUUGUGCACAGCAUCCAAAGUGUUACACAAAGGCUCCCGACUAACAUACGUCUUGCAAUCCCACUUUGCAUACACACGUCAUACAGGUAUGUCACCCGAACGGACAAGAGUGAACAAGGAAAAUGGAGGAGGAAAGAAAGGAAGAAGGAGCCGAGAGAUAGGAGGACUAAGAAAGGAGGGAUAAGAGUGAUAGAGAGGGAAGCAGAAUGGACCAAAAAGAGCUGAUCAGGAUGCAAGUUGGGGGCAAGGAAAAGAAAGAACAGUUGUGCAUUUAUGUAUCCACGAAAUGUUCCACAUUUGGAUGUCCAUCACGUUGGACCAAGACCUCACUCUGUCAAGAUCUGUGGCAGCUAGUAGGCAAUGACCACCCGACAUCAAGAUUAACAGACAUCUUUCAUACCUUAAAACAAAAAUGGAACCAAGUCAUCCUCACCCCAAGAAGAUAGAAUCUGAAUAGCAACCAACCAUUCCCAUUUUGGAAGGGCAAUGAUAACCUAUUAAAAUGAAAGAGCACACAAAGUGAAUGGAAGAAUUCUAAACUUUUAAUAACACCCUGAAACCAUCCAAAGUAUUACAGAAAAUUCCACAUUAACUAUUAUUUACAGUCAGCAAAAAAAAAAGCACUGCCAAGUAAAACACACAGUACUUGAGGCAAAACUAUUGGUUUGCUGCUUCACAGGCAUCGAUCCAA
Molecule: messenger RNA, 3715 nt
Organism: Leucoraja erinaceus (little skate)
Lineage: Eukaryota; Metazoa; Chordata; Chondrichthyes; Rajiformes; Rajidae
Gene: cnn1b
Product: calponin 1, basic, smooth muscle, b
Exons: 6
Coding region: 171-1241 (356 amino acids)
Biological process (GO): actomyosin structure organization
Molecular function (GO): actin binding
Source: RefSeq, a predicted model, not a curated record